Symbiodinium natans is the source of this 686-nucleotide messenger RNA. Lineage: Eukaryota; Dinophyceae; Suessiales; Symbiodiniaceae. The record is from the annotation of a GenBank genome assembly.
AUGGUGGACAUAGACCUGUCCGAGGAGGAUCUCAAGGCGGCCCUGGGCCGGCGUAUCGCCGAGCAGGGGUGGCCCCUCCCCGGCACGGUCCUCACGCUGGCGGCAGAUUGGGAUGGGCCCAACAUCCUGGGCAGCGAGGAGUUCCUGAGCCUGAAGGCUGGCGAACAAGUGAAAGUCAAUGAAUUGUCCCCUGGCGGCGCCUUUCUUCACGGCUCGGUGGUCGGCGCUCGCAGCCUGACUCGGUCAGGAUGGUUUGGCGGCCCUGGCUGCGAGGCUGUGAAGUCGGUGUCCAUCGGAGUUCCCCUGGGCAACGGCUCCGAUGAGGAACUGCCCCUGAGGGGAGGAGGCAAGGCCGGCUCAGGCGGCGGCUUCAACGGGCAGUCCGGCUCUCUUCAAGAUGAGGUCGAGGCCUACGUGGAGCGGAACUGCGUGGACGUCCCAGCUGCCACGCGACUCAGGGAGUUGCCACCGGAGCUGCAGGCAGAGCUCAUUAAAUCCGACAUGACGAAGAGCAUCCGCAACCCGUCUGCGGCGUUGCUGAGUCGCAUCAAUCACCUCGUGAAGGAGGCGCAGUUCAACGAGCCUCCACCACAGGUCGUGUCCCGGGCCGAGGUCCCAGUCAUCCGUGGCAGCGCCGGUCUGAGGACUCAGCCUGUCGAGCGAAGCCGCAGCCCGCCACGGAUGAG